CCUGCCAGGAAUCAUACAGUGCCUGUCCCAGCAUAGCUCAGACCCCCGAGGGAGAUACCUUCACGUACUCACACCAAGCAGAUGGGUGGGGGAGACUUGCCAGAGGGGUCCUGGGAGCUCUCAGCAUAGAGGGAGGGGUGAGUGGUGCAGGGGAGGGUGUGUGUAUUGAAGGAUAGAAAGGAGGGAUUGGCUUCCAGAAGGCUGGUACCUAGACGAGGGUGACAGUGGGCUUUGGGCAGGGAACGGCAGGAGUCACAGUUCAAGGCCACCAGCUACUGCUUGGCUGCCAUGGGAGGUCUUUCGUUACUAGGCACGCACAGCCCUCAGUAUAUCCAUCCUCAGGCACGUCCCACAGGCCUUUGCAAACCUCGUUCAUGCGUCCUCUGGGGCAUCCUGAGGCCUCCAGCCUGUGCUGGGUGCUGGGGCCUCUAUAGUGUGAGAAGCUGCGGAUUGAACAACACCUGCUGGUGAACACUUUGCCGGAACCUGGCCUAGUGCCCAGUCCUCACUGUCCUAAAUUCUCAAGGCCCUGGGAUGGAGGUGGUCACCCCCGUUGUAGGGGGAUGUGGAGGCUCAGGACGGAGGCUCGGGCUUGCACGUGUUAGCCCAAGGCCCCCAGCAGCUUCAGAACCCAAGUCUACAGGUGAUUCCCAAGCGCAGGCCCUUGAACGCCAUGACCUCCCUCUUCUGCUCCAGGUUGGGGCCUGGGGAAACAAAGGCCGUCCCCAGGUCCUGUGGGUGUUAGUUGUUGGCUGCUUGGGUGCGUUGGACUCUCUGCCCAGGGGGGUGUCCUAUCCGUGAGGACUCUCCACACAGGGCUGCUGGCUGCUUCUGAGGAAGCCAGCAUGGUGGAGAAGCAGAAGUGGCACGGAAGUUGAGUGCUGAGACCCAUGCAGCCACCAAGGAGACCUCACUCACCCAGCAUCAGGGAGGGCAAGGCGGGUGUGGGGUUGGGGCAGUCACACUACCAGUGCCAGUGGCCGUGUCCCGGAGCCCAGAGCUGUCGCCUUACUGCUGCCAAGAAACCAGCCCCAGCUCUGAGCCCAGGGUGGGUGGCCCGGGGUCCAUCUGUUCCUGCGGGGGACCUGGCACCCCGGGGCCCUCCUUAGUGAAGUGUUCCUGGUUCUGCCUCUGCCUUGGCCUGAGCCUUCUCCCUCUGGGCUCACAGAACACAGACGUCUCUCUUGUGCUAAAUGGGGAUCCUACCUGGCCCCCCUGUUUCGGGGCCUCAGUAGUGCCAGGCCUUGCAGUGGGUGAUGCUGGGCCCCAGAGAUGCACCAGAAGUGGUCCUGGUCUCAGGCAGGGUCAGGCCAGUCAGAGCCAUGGAUUCCUGAGGCUGCUGUGCGAAAGGUCCUCACGUGCACUGUCCACUGGAUGCCCUGUGGGGGCGAGUAGGAUGCAGAUGCCCCUGGGAACCCAGGACCAUCCCUAGUGGUGGGCAUUAAAAGGGAACAAAUGCCAGUGUCCCAGGAGUUAGAGGGAAACAAGGUGCCUUUGGCGUCCAGCGACUCGGGUGACCAAAGUGAUAAGUGGUAUGUAGUGGGUGCCUUAGCAUCUGGCUUUUGGGGGAGCACUUGACACAUGUCAUGUCAAUCAGGAGGGACGCAUAGCCCAAGCUAUGCAUGGACGCAUUGCCCAGGUCAUGUGGCUGGUUCCUGGGGGGCCGGAUCCGACCCUGGCCCGCCCAGAGCGAUUGUCCUCUUGCCCCUGUGCUGGCCUCAUGGCCUCACACAGUCUCUCACGGCGUGACUGUGGGGCCCAGAUCAGAGCUUAUGUGCUUAGGGCACCCUGCACCCAGGACGUGGGAUUUAACCUGUGGUUGAUGUUUGUGAUCUUCUGUCGCUGGAUAAGAGAGGACAGAGCUGAGGGAAGGGAGGGGUCUAGAAGGGCUUCCUUCUAAGCACCUUCCUUGCUGAGGGCGCUGAGCCUUGGCAGGUGGGCCAAGCAGAUACCCUCAAGGUGGGAGGAAGGGGCUGUGCACAGGGCCUGGUAGGGAAUCCACACCUAUCUGUAAAACGGCUGGCCUGCCCCAUUGGUCCCGCUGAGGGGUGACAGGAUAUAAGGUGCUCCGUGGGUGUGGUUUUGUGUGUUUUCAUAGAAAGGGUUGGUUUUUAUUUCAUAUAUAUAUAUAUGUAUGUAUGUAUGUAUAUUUAAGAGAUAGGGUCUUGCUGUGUUGCCCAGGCUGGUCCGAAUGCCUGGGCUUCAGUGAUCUUGGCUCCUCAACUACCCAAGUAGUGACUAAGGGCUUUAUGUGUUUUAAAUUGACAGGAAGGUGCACAGACUUCCCAUAUCCCCUUGCUCCCGACCCCCACAGCCUCCCCCGCCCCGUCAACUCCCACUCCAGGGCGGUGCAUUUGUUACGGUGGAUGAACCCACGUGGACACCACUGCCUGAUCACCAGAGUCCACAGUGUACCUUGUGGGUGUGUGGGGACUUUUGGCCUCAAGACUGUUGUGCUUGUUUAUAACAGUUACCUACUUCUCGGUCACCCACUCGCCUGCCCUGAGAGCCGCAGGGAUCUGCAGGUCUGCAGGCACCGAGUCCUCCCAGGGGGCUGCACCUCAGGGUAGAUGAAGGCUGCAGUGUGGGUCUGGGAGCCCCGCUCUCUGGCCCUCUGGGGCUGUGAGUGGCUGUGCUGGUGCACCGGAGGAAGGCAGCUCUGAUGGGGCAGGUGCGGGUGGUGCGGGUGGGAGGCUGCAGGAAAGAAGAAAGCAGUGAAAUAGAGGCUCCGAGCCGCGCUGGAGAGGAGAGGGCAAGGGGAGCCAGAGCAGGGGACGGCUGAGCACUGCGCCCUGAGCCCUGCCCCAGGGAGGUGCAGGCUGCGCUCCAGGAGAACGUGACCUGCCGAAACCGGCUCAGAGGAGGGGCAGGGUCUCCGCAUAUCAGUCACUCUAGAAUGUUCCAGGAGAGGGUGCCCUGGCACUCUCCCCAGCACCCUCAGGAAGGGCAGGCCUGGGAUCUCAGCCCUGUCACACAGACAUCUCAGGGCUGAGGAAAUGAGGGCCUGAUUUGGGAUGUGGCCUAGCCUGGGGAGCGAGAAGAAUGAGGUUUUCCGGCCAGGAGUGAGGGACGAAGCGGCUAUGGGAAGGGGCUAGUGGGGGAGUGGAGGGGUUAUGCUGUGGGCGCCUCCCGCCCGGAGCAUGGAGGAGGCUAGCUGGAGGGGCUCUGGGAGGGGCUGGGCGGCGGUGUUUAUUCUGGAAACAGCCAUGGGGACUGCGGCAGCCGGUGCUUGGCACCCCUGGCACCCGCCCUUAGGGAGCGUUGCACCCAAGAGCAGAUGCAGAGCCUGAGGAAGGACAUAUCAAUAGACGGGACGCUCGUGAUGUGGUGACUGAAGAUGCUGACCGGCCAGGAAGUCAGCCCUGCCAUGGGAAAGGGACCCAGACAUGGAGCUGCGGGAAGAGGCGUGGUCUCCGGGGCCGCUGGAUUCUGAGGACCAGCAGAUGGCCAGUCAUGAGAAUCCAGUGGAUAUCCUCAUCAUGGAUGACGACGACGUCCCCAGCUGGCCUCCCACCAAGCUGUCCCCGCCCCAGUCCGCGCCCCCAGCCGGUCCUCCUCCCCGGCCGCGGCCGCCCGCCCCCUACAUCUGCAACGAGUGUGGCAAGAGCUUCAGCCACUGGUCCAAGCUGACGCGGCACCAGCGCACGCACACGGGUGAGCGGCCCAACGCCUGCGCCGACUGCGGCAAGACCUUCUCGCAGAGCUCUCACCUGGUGCAGCACCGGCGCAUCCACACCGGCGAGAAGCCCUACGCCUGCCUGGAGUGUGGCAAGCGCUUCAGCUGGAGCUCCAACCUCAUGCAGCACCAGCGCAUCCACACGGGCGAGAAGCCCUACACCUGCCCCGACUGCGGCCGCAGCUUCACGCAGAGCAAGAGCCUGGCCAAGCACCGGCGCUCGCACAGUGGCCUCAAGCCCUUUGUGUGCCCGCGCUGCGGCCGCGGCUUCAGCCAGCCCAAGAGCCUCGCGCGCCACCUGCGGCUGCACCCCGAGCUGUCGGGGCCCGGCGUGGCGGCCAAGGUGCUGGCGGCCAGCGUGCGCCGGGCCAAGGGGCCCGAGGAGGCAGCGGACGGCGAAAUCGCCAUCCCGGUGGGCGACGGCGAGGGCAUCAUCGUGGUGGGCGCGCCGGGUGAGGGGGCCGCGGCCGCAGCAGCAGCCAUGGCGGGUGCGGGGGCCAAGGCCACAGGGCCCCGCUCGCGGCGCGCCCCAGCCCCCAAGCCGUACGUGUGCCUGGAGUGCGGGAAGGGCUUCGGGCACGGGGCUGGGCUCCUGGCACACCAGCGGGCGCAGCACGGGGACGGGCUCGGGGCGGCGGGCGGCGAGGAGCCGGCGCACAUCUGCGUGGAGUGCGGGGAGGGCUUCGUGCAGGGCGCCGCGCUGCGCAGACACAAGAGGAUCCACGCGGUGGGCGCGCCCGCGGUCUGCAGCAGCUGCGGACAGAGCUACUUCCAGGCCGGCGGGGAGGACGACGACGACGAGGAGGAGGAGGAGGGUGCGGGUGGGCGGUGCCCCGAGUGCCGGGCUGGGGAGGGCCGGUAGGGGUGGGGGCCCGGGGGGGGCAGGGCCCCUCGGGCUUGGCGGGAAUGACCACCGUGUGCAAGACCAGGAGACCCAGGGACAAGCGGCCAAGGGUGCGAUGGACCCCGCGGCGGGCGUCCGGGGUCCCCGUCCCUCUGCCCCCUCACUGUCCACGUGGACACCAGGGGCCAUCAGGGCCAGUUCACUUCUCCGCCUUGACACUGCCCCCUCAGCCUGGCCCGCCCUCCCUAAGUUCUCGGCCUGCGAGCCAGAGACGGACAAUGGCAAGAACUGCAGCAGCCAGGGUCUCAAACAGCAAGGCCUUUUGCCGCCUCCUCCCCCGGGGUAGGGUGCUGCGAGGAAGGGGGAAAUCAGGCCCUUUGCAGUUUAGAGGUUCCCAGAGAGGGAAGGGAAGUAGGGGCCCCUUUUUAGAAUUUUCUUUAAAUCAGCCCACCUUUUGACUCCCCCGCCUCCUCCCCAAAAGUCCAUUAAUUUUUUCCUGCCCUCUGGGUCCCAUCGUUUCUUAGAGCUCAAGUUGUUCCUUCCCCUUCUGGAUUCCGGGUAGCACAGGCUGCCCCUGUGCCCAGCGAAGCCCUGCAGGGGCGGGUGCCCGUUUGUCCCUGGCCUGGGUGGGCCUGCUGGAGGAAGCGGGGGUAGAUCAAUAAAUGGCACUAUCCAAACGUC
This is a messenger RNA of Callithrix jacchus (white-tufted-ear marmoset), 5201 nucleotides long. It is a transcript of the gene ZNF787, whose product is annotated as zinc finger protein 787. Gene Ontology annotation, biological process: regulation of transcription by RNA polymerase II. Gene Ontology annotation, molecular function: DNA-binding transcription factor activity, RNA polymerase II-specific; RNA polymerase II cis-regulatory region sequence-specific DNA binding. NCBI's taxonomy places the organism in Eukaryota, Metazoa, Chordata, Mammalia, Primates, Cebidae. The record is from RefSeq and is a predicted model, not a curated record.